UCAACGCUAACAGCUAAUUAAUUGUGCCUGUCGAAUAUAAAACUCCCAAAAUUUUCAAUGAUAGAUGUCUCCGUUCAAUAAAUUGAUUUAAGAGCAAUGUAUUGUUGGAAACAAAUGGGUCGAACGAUUGUUUUAUUGCGUCAAUUUGAGCUUACUUUGCUGCGCGGUGGCCGAAAAUAACGUUAGAUUUCGUGUGUGAUCAUGGCACUUAGGCGUGUUUCGAUUAUUGGCUCUGGAAAUUGGGGUUCUACAAUUGCCAAAAUAGUUGGAAAUAAUAUAAAAAAACUCCCUGAUUAUGUGACAGAGGUUCGCAUGUGGGUUCAUGAGGAAAUAGUAGAUAAUUGCAAGUUGACAGAGAUCAUCAAUACAAAGCAUGAAAAUAUAAAAUACCUACCCGGUAUAACUUUGCCAGACAAUGUUGUUGCCAUUCCAGACGUGUGUGCAGUUGCUCGUGACACCGAUGUUCUUGUAAUUGUCAUGCCGCACCAGUUCUUGAGUCACACACUCUCUCAGAUGAAGUCAGCCGUUAAAAAAGGUGCAUAUGCUGUCUCACUGAUGAAGGGCUUAGCCCUCAGUGACGAUCAUGGGAUUCGAUUGUUGACAGAUUGUAUCCGGGAGAUUUUGGAAAUACCUUGUGCAGUGCUCAUGGGUGCCAACCUUGCAGUUGAAGUUUCUCAAGAAAAUUAUUGUGAGGCGACUAUUGGUGCUGUUGAUGCACAUAUCGGUUCGGAAUUGAAAACACUUUUCCAGACAGACUACUUCCGUAUUGUCGUAAUCAAAGAUGAAGUUGGCACAGAAUUAUGUGGAGCUCUGAAAAACAUUGUGGCAGUGGCUGCUGGUGUCAUUGAGGGCUUAGGCUACGGAGACAACACUAAGGCUGCAAUUAUACGCCUUGGAUUCAUGGAAAUGAAAACGUUCAUUUAUGAAUUCUUUGGUUGUCGAAAUCCACAAGAGGGGACAUUUUUGGAGAGUUGUGGCGUUGCUGACCUUAUAACGACCUGUUAUGGUGGUAGAAACAAACAGAUGGGUAUAGCAUUGGCAACCACAAAUGAGCCACUGGCUACCUUGGAAAAAGAGCGUUUGAAAGGUCAGAGUGCCCAAGGUCCUCUUACAGCCGCAGAAGUUUAUGCAAUGUUAGAACCCAAAGGUCUUCUGGAAAAAUAUCCCCUUUUUGCUGCUGUUCACAGGAUUUGUACGCGCAAGCUCGAUCCCAAAGGUUUUCUUCACUGUUUAGCAAAUCAUCCAGAACACCGUUAAGAAGUUAUUUCCAGAAUAAUUCUAUACGAUGUCUUCCUUUUACCUGUUGGAAGUUUAAUGCGAUAGACAAGCUUUCAGCGAAUUUCUUUGAGAACACAAUUUUAAAUGCUCAUAAGUUUAAUGAAGUUUUUAUUUUUGAUGAAUCACGACUUUUAUUAGAUUUAUUACUAUCAGAUAUAAAUAUACUUUUAAAAAAUCAUUCUCUUUAUAUAAAUCUAUUAUCUGUCCCACACCUCAUUAUUUGUAGAGAUUUAAAGAAAGUUUCCUACUAGUACCUAUAGAGUAUUUCCUCUAUCUGAUUACUCAUCUCCCUCUCACAACUCUUGCAUGUACAUUUGUUACAUUGAUUAGCAAUAAAUUCUAGCAAAUUUAUC
Molecule: messenger RNA, 1631 nt
Organism: Trichobilharzia regenti
Lineage: Eukaryota; Metazoa; Platyhelminthes; Trematoda; Strigeidida; Schistosomatidae
Source: the annotation of a GenBank genome assembly